Orbilia oligospora ATCC 24927 is the source of this 1308-nucleotide messenger RNA. RefSeq lists its product as uncharacterized. NCBI's taxonomy places the organism in Eukaryota, Fungi, Ascomycota, Orbiliomycetes, Orbiliales, Orbiliaceae. Bases 1 to 1308 code for a protein of 435 amino acids. The transcript is spliced from 5 exons. The record is from RefSeq and is a predicted model, not a curated record.
AUGGCUUUGAAAGCUGCUAUCUUUUUCGCUGCCUUAAUGGCAGCCCCAUGUAUUGCUUUGCCAAAGCCCAUUACGACGCCCUCGGUACCAUCCAUUUCCGAUCUACCACUGCCAGGCUCGCUUUCAGAAAAGCUCCAACAACCAGAAAUCGAGAUUAUCAAGAUGGGUGUGAUCACGGAAACCCAAAUCCAGAGAAUCUCUUCUGAGUCUAGACAUUUUUUAAAGAGACAGGAUAACUCUUCCAACUCGGAUGCUCAAGGCCCCUUCGCCGACCUCCCACAACUACAUGGAGAUACCAAGGCCAGCGGCGAGAAGUUUUCUGUAGACGGUCCUUUCUCCUACAUCGAGGCAUUUGUGGGGGAUAAAGCUUUGAGAGGGCUCAUUCUCAAGAAUCUUGAUGGAAAGGAGACUGUAAUUGGAACGGUUGAGAACUCUAAGAGUGCAAAGCGACCCGGAUCAUUCGAAUUUGGUGAUGAGGAGAUUGUGACCGAUUGCACCAUUGACUGGAAGGAGCAUUUCUUCAGCCGUGAGAAGUAUGUCACUGGGUUUCACUUCGGAACCAACAAAGAUCACAGGUACAAUGCGACAAGUAAAAGUGGUGGUGACGAAUCGGUGGCAAAGUUUGUUGGUUCAGGAUACCCCGUCCGAUUCCACGGGAUUGUAAAAAAUCUAAACAAGGAAAAGAACGCCGCCUCUGCAAUAGUGGCCCUUGGAAUUGAAUUCCUCGACGAACUGAGGUCUAUUGACAUGGUUUCUGCCGAUUAUGCUGGGUUUGAAGGGGGUGUAUCUGCUAUUCCUGAUGAUGGGGGUAAAAGCCUCAUCAUGGGAACACAAAUUCUCGAUAAUAGAAACUCAACUAUCAACCAGACAUUCCAAUUAACCAACAGUAGGGCCGUUACAAAGAGUUUCGCUUUCACCUUCUCGGUUGCAUAUAUGGCCGGUGCUAGUAUCACCCUUGGUACUAAGCUUGCAGUUCCAUUGAUCACGGAAGCCACCGUCUCUGCUACAGUCCAGUGGUCAUUGAGUGUUACAUCCUCCACGACCCUAAGUUACUCUGAAACGAUCUCCCAAGGUACAUUUUUUGCCUUGACAUGUCCGGCACUCAAAUUCUGCCAAGGAAGGUCUGUUUUCCAAACAUAUGACAUCGAGGUCCCCUUCGACGGCCAAUUCCAGGCUACAACUCGUCGUGGCGAUAAGUUUGCCUGGAAUAGAAAAGGUGUCUACAAAUCGUCGGAUGUCUCGAAUAUGAAACUUCAGGUGAAUGUGUGGGACGCCCCUCCAGUUGGCACUGUCGGCAAGCGCUUGUAA